This is a messenger RNA of Cyanistes caeruleus (blue tit), 2521 nucleotides long. Its product is annotated as putative beta-1,3-galactosyl-O-glycosyl-glycoprotein beta-1,6-N-acetylglucosaminyltransferase 7. Gene Ontology annotation, molecular function: acetylglucosaminyltransferase activity. The record is from RefSeq and is a predicted model, not a curated record. Lineage: Eukaryota; Metazoa; Chordata; Aves; Passeriformes; Paridae. Gene Ontology annotation, cellular component: membrane.
CCAGUUGUGCCGGGCUCAGCAGCCGCAGCUGGGGGGCAGCGGGGGAAGGCUGGGGGGGCACAGCGGCUCCUUCCCCGCAGGAUUCCCCGCAGGAUUCCCCGCAGGAUCCCGGCUCCCAGCCCUUCCCAGGCUGCCUGCAGGAGUUUCCCGGGAGCUGCAGGCGGAUUGCUGCGGGAUCCAAUGCUGAGCGCUGCAGGGAGGGGAAUCAAACAUUCCCCAUUAAUGGUUAACCUGCUCCGGGCCGAGGGACACGGCUCUGCUGAAGGACAAUGACACCCUGCCCUUCUCUUCAUCAUUAUUAUUAUUAUUAUUAUGCUGCCGUCUCCUGGCUAACUCUGGACGAGUGGCAUCCCUGCUCUCCUGCUUUCUGCACAGCAUCCAAAGGUUGACAAGGACUUGAUUUGCUGCAGCUUUUUGUUCAGAUGGAUGGAACGCUCCCAUCAAGGUUGUUUACCCAGUAAAUGGAUCCCUGAGGAGCUCAAAGGCAAGAACACUCUCCUGGGAGCUGAUUUCCUCAUGUUUUUCUUGGAGCUGCUGAAAGAACAUCCCAGGAAAAUGGACGAGCCCUCCACCUAACACAGAGCUCUCCUUUCGGGAAUGCUCAGUGGAAAAGAGGCACCAUUCCAGCAUGAAAUCCAGUGCUUACCAGUAAGGACCAAAGGAUAAAUACAUUCCUUCCCAACAGCCCAAUAAAAUCUUCAAAAGGAAUUUUGAUACCAAGUGCUUCAAGGAUAAAGACUUUAUGUAAUUGCUGUGGGAUUCAGGACUGGCUGCACUCUCAUUCCUCUGAGUGUUCAACAAGAUGAUCUGAAUGUUUAAUUGGACUAUGAUAAGAAGACAGGAUCUGGAAAUAAAAGAUGAACCCACUUCAUGCAAAGAAAUCAAAAUUUUUAGUGUGUGUUGCUGUCUGUAUGUUCAUCUACACCUUCAUCUACCUAAAGGUUCCACUUUAUGACGAGUCAAAUGACCAAAAAUUCCAUGUCAGAAGAGCAGAAUGUGGUUAUUACCCGGAUGAAAUUUGCUCAGCUCUUUUUGUGGGGAAACCUGCAGCCUCUAAAAUUGGAAACUUUUGUCAGAAGUCCUACCAGCCCAAAGCCCUCAGCUGCAUUCAGAGUUCCUGCAGCUGCUCCACAGUCCUGAAGAAUCUGCAUUUUAUCACCAGACCGCUGUCAGAGGAAGAAGGAAAUUUCUCCUUGGCGUACAUUAUUACAAUUCACAAGGAGCUGGAAAUGUUUGUGAGGCUGCUAAGAGCUAUUUAUAUGCCUCAGAAUAUUUACUGCAUCCACAUUGAUGAAAAGUCACCCAGAGAUUAUAAAACUGCUGUACAGAACAUCGUUAACUGCUUUGAAAAUAUUUUUAUUUCCUCCAAAAGAGAACACGUUGUUUAUGCAGGGUUUUCAAGAUUACAAGCUGAUAUUAAUUGCAUGAGAGACCUCGUUAACUCCAAAGUUCAGUGGAAUUAUGUUAUUAACCUGUGUGGUCAAGAUUACCCCCUGAAAACAAAUAAAGAAAUCAUACAAUACAUAAAAAGUAAGUGGAAUGGGAAAAACAUCACUCCUGGGAUAGUGCAACCCCUUCAUGUGAAGCACAGGACAGAGGUCAGCUACAGGGAGUAUGUCCAUUCCGGGGUGCCCUACGUGUACCCAGCAAAGAUCAGGAAAGCUCAGCCUCCACAUAACCUCACCAUUUAUUUUGGCAGUGCCUAUUACAUCCUCACUAAGGACUUUGUGCAGUUCACGCUGAGCGAUGCCCGCGCCAAAGCUCUGCUGGAGUGGUCGAGGGACACCUACAGCCCUGAUGAGCACUACUGGGUCACCCUCAAUCGUUUACCUGAUGCUCCAGGGGCUACACCCAAUGCAGGCUGGCAAGGAGACCUAAGAGCCAUUAAAUGGAAAGAUCAAGAAGGACUCUCACACAAAGGCUGCAAAGGUCAUUAUGUCAGAGACAUCUGCAUUUACGGCCUGGGGGACCUGCAGUGGAUUAUUGAGUCCCCUCAUCUGUUUGCCAACAAGUUUGAGGCUGCUGGGAACCCGCUGGCGCUGGAGUGCCUGGAGAGGCGGCUGCGGCUCAAGGUGCUGCGCCAGGCUCAGGUGCCCAUCGAGCAGCACUGGCGCCUGCAGGAGCGCAGCCACUUCAACAUGCAGCUGGACGUGUGAGCUCAGCCCUCUCCCUGCAAAGCUGCAGCAUCCUGCCACAGAAAAAGGACAUUUACAGCCAUGGGCUUCGCUCUGUGCAUGGAGGGGAAAGCACAAUCCUGUACUCCCUAAAUAAUCGGGUUUUAUUUAUUCCGGCAGCGAGGGGUUAAUUCCCAAAGAAUGUCUGAAUCUCUGCUGAAGACAAGGGGGGAAGUUCAUAAUCCAUUAAGUGACUUAUUUAGCUGGAAAAGUCAAUAUUCCUCAUGUUCACAGCCAAAGCAUGACUAACUGGCAUGAAAAUAAUAAAAUGGAAGCAGUGACUGAACAAAGAUAAAGUAUGAAGAAAUAACAAAUUAAAGUCAUGACCCACUGAAUGUCUCAGGAAA